Molecule: messenger RNA, 1329 nt
Organism: Dermacentor andersoni
Lineage: Eukaryota; Metazoa; Arthropoda; Arachnida; Ixodida; Ixodidae
Source: RefSeq, a predicted model, not a curated record
AGAGGAAGUGUCCUAAUGACCACAGGAGGAUCACACUCACAUGAACUUGGAGCAGUCGGCGGUGUCGCUUCCGGAAUACACUCAGGGCUUACACCGUUGCACGGGCAUGCUGGACACGUGGGCGGAUCAACCGUAUAUGGCGGCGCUGUACACGGCGGAGGUCGAGCUGGGCUUGCCUCAGAGGCUUCAUCUUCAGGUGGUAGUGCAGCUUCUAGUGGCACCGGUUCUCUCGUCAAUGCAGCAGGUGUCACAAUGAACACAGGUCGUACACCCUCAUACGGACCAGUAUUAACUGGCGGUGUCUCUUCAGGAACAGUUCCAGGGGUUACACCCUCACAUGGCCCUGUCGGAGUCGCAACGAGCAGUACCGGACUAUCUCCAGGUAGUGCGUCGCUAAGGGGUACUACAGCCUCAGGAGGGACUGGGGUUGGAGGUACCAGUGUUGGUGUCGGGACAGCGGGUGUGCACUCAUCCGUAGUCACAAUACCUGGAGGCCUCGCAGGCGGAAUAUCCCCAGGCGGCAUGGUUGCAUCUGGUACAGGAGGGAUAGGUAGGAUUAUUGGAAGCAGUGCUACUGCCGGAAUGCACCCAGUGAGCGUCGGUUUACCUAGUGGCGUUAAUGUCGCAUUACCUCCAGGAACUACAGCAUCAGCUGGGUCCGUCGAGAGUGGUAGGAUUAGUGGUAGUAGGCUCCCUGCCGGCUCAAGCCCAGCAAGUAUAAACGUCGCUACUGGCACUCUACCAGGUGGCACUGCCGCCGUAUUGUCCCCAGUGACUGUUGCAGCAGGUCCUGCCACAGUAAUUAGCGUGGUUGGUGGAAAUGGAGCCACUGGGGGCCCUGCGAACGCACACGUCGCUACACCCGCGUUACCUGGUCAUGGUAGUGUAGUUAUUUCACCAGGAGUUGCUGCCCCGAGUAUUGCCACACACAAUUCUCUGGCUAGUGGAGGUGUUGUAGGUGGCCGCACAAACGGAGCGGGCGCAACUUCACUUGGCGUCACAACAGUUGGUGGUUCUAACGUCAGGAUUGCCCCAGUGGUUGUGCUCACAGGUGCGAACACUGCAACUGUUGGGGCUGGCACCAAAUUACUCCCAGAUUCUUCCUACCCAACAUAUGUCAUAGUAACUGGCAUAUCACCUAGCGGAGUAGGGAAUGGCACGGUCGUUAAUUAUGGGUUCACAAAUGUUACGGGCGUGAAUUCCGGAGGUAUAGACACCGGUGAAGGGCCAGCAGCUUCUGGAGGCCUUGAGGAUGGUGCGAAAUAAUUAAAGUAACACUCGCUUUUUCUGUAGGAAGGUCAAUAAAACUAUGGUUGUAACAUAAUAAAA